Nicotiana attenuata is the source of this 1434-nucleotide messenger RNA. RefSeq lists its product as uncharacterized. The record is from RefSeq and is a predicted model, not a curated record. Gene Ontology annotation, molecular function: nucleic acid binding. Lineage: Eukaryota; Viridiplantae; Streptophyta; Magnoliopsida; Solanales; Solanaceae. The transcript is spliced from 5 exons. Bases 1 to 1434 code for a protein of 477 amino acids.
AUGGGACUUAAUGAUAGUUACAGCCAAGCCCGUAGUCAAAUUCUUAUGAAGUCUAAAAUUCCCACUGUUAAUCAAGCAUAUGCAAUGAUUCUGCAAGAUGAAAGUCAAAAAUUUGUAGCUGGUAAUAGUUCAUAUGUUCCUGAUUCCUCAGAUCCCACAGCCUUGAACUCAUCAAAAGUGGGGCAAAAGAUGAAGAAAAACUACAAUUUGGAGUGUGACUAUUGUAAUAUGAAAGGGCAUACAAGAGAUAACUGCUACAAAUUAUUGAGGUGUGAAUAUUGCAACAUGAAAGGGCAUUUGAAGACAAACUGUUACAAGUUGAAUGGCUACCCUGCAGAUUUUAAGCCAAAGAGGAAGGCAAAUAUGACCAGUAGUCUUCCAAGCCAAGGUACUUAUUAUUCAUCAGAUGGAAUGUUGACUAAAUCACAGAAUUAUGGUCAACAAGGCCUUGGACAAGGACAGCAGCUAGGGCAACAGCAGUAUGCACCAGCACCAGUCUUUACACCGGAGCAAUAUCAACAAAUCCAUACUAUGCUGAAUAAAACACAUGUCUCAGAAUCUCCUGCUUGUGCACAUAUGGCAGAUACUAGGGCCACUAAUCACAUGGUUGGUAACCAAGAUACUUUACAUGAUAAAGUGACAACAGGAAAUGCAGGCAGUGUACAGCUUCCUACAGGUGAUUCAGCUAAAGUGUCUCAUGUUGGAAGUUGCCAACUGAAUGGAGGAGAAACUAUUACAGGUGUCUUAUGUGAUCUCUUUACUGGGAAGGCGAAGGAGAUUGGUAAGAAGGAAGGGGAACUCUAUGUGCUUCAUACACAAAGAAGAUUAAAGAAUCCAGCUAAGUCAUUUACAGUAGUCAGAGAUGAUACUGAGUUGUGGCAUAGGAGGCUGGGACAUGUUCCAGUUUCAGUCAUUAAGAAGUUGCAUAGUUUCACUGUGCAUGGCAUUGUGCAUCAAAGUUCUUGUCCAUAUACUCCACAACAAAAUGGAGUGGUGGAACGAAGACAUAGACAUAUCUUGGAGACAGCAAGGGCUAUAAGAGAAGCUUCUAUAUCUCAUAUGAGGGUUCUAGGAUGUUUAUGCUUUGCUACUAAUUUAGUGAAGGGAGACAAAUUUGGUCCUCGUGCAAUAAGGUCUGUAUUUCUGGGCUAUGCUCCUACACAGAAGGGCUACAAGUUAUAUAACAUUCAACAAAGAUCUAUGUUUGUGAGCAGGGAUAUAGUUUUCCAUGAAGAUGUGUAUCCUUUCCAAUAUAAUAAUGAAGAUUUCAGAGUGUUCUCUCAAUCAACUUCCAUAGUCAACAAUGGUUGUCUACUGUCACCUAUUGAUAGCAGGGGUGAUGAGUCAUUUGAGACUGCUCAUAUUGACACAGCAGCUGAUGUUCCUGCACAUGAGAUGCAUGCCACAUCAUCCUCUAUUCCUAGCAAUGCAUAA